This is a messenger RNA of Lactuca saligna, 747 nucleotides long. The record is from the annotation of a GenBank genome assembly. NCBI's taxonomy places the organism in Eukaryota, Viridiplantae, Streptophyta, Magnoliopsida, Asterales, Asteraceae.
AUGGAAUCAGAGCCUGGUAGAGCAAAAGACUCAAAUGGUUUUUUCUUUCCAGUGACAUCCUCCAGAAACGCAAAGUGGUGGUACUCAGCCUUUCACAAUGUCACCGACAUGACUGAAGCUCAAGGGUGUGCAAUCAUUGAGGUUCUUAGUAGAGAGAAGCAUAAUGAAUUGCUUGUUGCACUCUAUUCGUACAUCUCUUCACAGGGAUCAUCUUUAGUUUCUGUAGAUCUUUCUAGUUCUGAUGUUACAGAUUCUGGUUUGUUACGUAUUAAAGAAUGCAAGAAUGUUGAGGCUUUAAACCUUAAUUUUUGUGAACAUAUCUCUGAUGUUGGGCUCGAAUGCAUUAUUGGUCUUUCAAACUUGACAAGUUUGAGUUUGAAGAGGAACACAAACAUCACUGCAAAAGGAUUGAGUGUACUUUCAGGGUUGGUCAAUUUGUCAAAGUUGGACCUUGAAAGAUGUUCUGAAAAAGGACUGAGUGCAUGUGGGCAUCUGGGUCAUGUGGGGCUUGUGGAACAAGGGUUAUACUAUAUGUACGAGUUAAUGAAACAGAAGGGUGUCAAACCUGGUUUAAACCAUUAUAUGUGUAUCAUUAACAUGCUAAUCAAGGCUGGACAACUAAAUGAAUCUUUAAGUUUCAUCGUAUCAACACCAAGCAAGUGGGAUGUCUUUGCUUGGACUGCCUUGCUUAGUGCUUGUCGUUUGAGUAGGGUAAUCCAUCUCAAACAAAUGGCAAUUGUUCGUUAA